GUGAUUGGCUUGUCCCGGUCUGAUCACAUGAUAGUAAGAGAGGCUAUAGCGGUGCUCCGGUGUGUUGGCGGUCAGUGGGCGCAGGACGCCGGUGGGGGAACAAAGAGGGCGUGUUUCACUUUCAUUGCAGGACCCCCCAAAUUACCAUCUACAUCUCCCCCGGUGUUCCUCACACGCCACUCAUUACACCCAUCGGGGUCCGAGAACUCCGAGCCUCUUCAUUUCGGCCAAUUUCACUUCUGUAUGCACCAUGCCUGGCGAUUUCUCCAUGUGUCUGUGUCUCAGUCCACCUCCUCCACUACAGUUGCGUCGUCCAUCUACAGGAACACUUCGACCAUGCCUGGCUUCAUUUCCUCGUCCCCCUGACACCCGUAAAAAGGGUGUAGUCUUUGCUGAUGCCCUUGGACUAGCUCUUACUACUGUUCGCCAUUUCUCACGCUCGUUCUUUGAUGAGGAUCCCCUGGUACUUGCAUUGGCUUCCUUGCGAGUCUUGCGUCCUUUCUCCACCUCAUCGUACACACUGGACUUUCAGCCUCCUGCUCAUGACUAUACUGGCUUCCAAGCUAAGCUCAACAAGCAGCAGGUAUGCCUGGAGCAGUGUGCGGUCCAAGGGGCUGCGGUGGCAGGCACUAUAAAAGUUCGUAACCUUGGCUAUGAGAAACGGGUCACUCUAAGAGUGAGCUAUGACCACUGGCAAAGCCACUAUGACCUUCUGUGCUCUUAUCUCCGUGAUCCGUAUGGUGGACGGGAGACUGAUAUGUUUUCUUUCAGGCUUCCGCUGGCACCAGGCGCUCAACAUGCGGAGUUCUGUAUCUCCUUCUGGUGCCAGGGCAAGGAAUACUGGGACAACAAUGAAGGUGAAAACUAUGCAGUACACAAGGAGACCCAACAUGGCAAAAACCUUCUUCAAAGGGUGUAUUGGUGAAAUGGGCCAGAUUGGUAUUUAGAACUAUGAAGGUGCUGGUCCACUGAACAAUAGUAAUGCAUUAUGUGUCCCCCUUUUGUGGAUCAAGAGGGGAAACUCCAUUCUUUCAGCUGUAAGGAUAGACUAGAUGGAAUGCUUAUUUACUGACAGGCAAUGUGAUUGUCAUAGGCUUCUACUCUUAAGACUUGGCCACUUGAUGACAAGCCAGUUAACUGAAUGAGGGCCUACUCUCCCAAAAGAACAGAUUUAUUUAUAAAUGUCUUCACACAAGAUUUUUCACAACUUUCACUCAGGAUUCACUUUUUUCCCAUUUGGGGAAAUGUGUGAAUAAAAGUUAUAAACCUCUAAGUUAUAUUGUAUAAGCUGUUCAUUAGCCUAUGUGCAUCUUACAAUGACCAUGUGGACCUGUUGCCUUUUCACAGUGAAUGUAGAUAUUUGUGGCUUGGUCACUAUUUAUUAAAGCCACAGAAUGCCUCCUUUCUCUGCAUGUGAUGGGUUUGGAUUCACUCACUUUUAUUUUUUUAUAUAUUAUUAAAUGGGUGUAAAAAACACAUGGUUGUCUAACCUGAUCAGUAACACAACUUGUGCUAAAGCUCACUUCACCACUCCCUAGUGUUGAAUAGUUGCAAUUUUCACUCGAUAAGCUGUAAAUGAUCACCUUUUUUCUUCUGUAUUUUUAACUAUCUACCUUCUGGGUUGGGAUUGCAUAUUGGCACAGUCUAUUUUUUAUCUCUAGUUUUAUGGCAUUCAAUAAACAUUCUCAAAUUUUGCA
Molecule: messenger RNA, 1697 nt
Organism: Rana temporaria (common frog)
Lineage: Eukaryota; Metazoa; Chordata; Amphibia; Anura; Ranidae
Product: protein phosphatase 1 regulatory subunit 3C-like
Exons: 2
Coding region: 251-925 (224 amino acids)
Biological process (GO): regulation of glycogen biosynthetic process
Cellular component (GO): protein phosphatase type 1 complex
Molecular function (GO): protein phosphatase 1 binding; glycogen binding
Source: RefSeq, a predicted model, not a curated record